Molecule: messenger RNA, 981 nt
Organism: Fusarium pseudograminearum CS3096
Lineage: Eukaryota; Fungi; Ascomycota; Sordariomycetes; Hypocreales; Nectriaceae
Exons: 2
Coding region: 1-981 (326 amino acids)
Biological process (GO): protein geranylgeranylation
Cellular component (GO): Rab-protein geranylgeranyltransferase complex
Molecular function (GO): Rab geranylgeranyltransferase activity
Source: RefSeq, a predicted model, not a curated record
AUGGCCCAAGCCGGAACAGACUGCGAAGCGCCGGAGCUCGUUAUCGACGCUCAUGUGAAGUACAUACAAAGCUUGGAUACGAGGAAAGAUGAGCUGGACUACUGGCUUACCGAGCACUUACGACUUAAUGGCCUGUAUUGGGGAUUAAAUGCUCUCUACUUGCUUCGUCGGCCGGAUGCCCUCCCACGACAAGAUGUCAUCGAUUUCAUUCUCUCCUGCCAGCAUGAAAAUGGCGGAUUUGGUGCAGCGCCAGGUCACGACGCCCACAUGCUUUCUACAGUAAGUGCUGUGCAGAUCCUCGCCAUGACGGAUGCCUUCGACCAGCUGGAAACCAAAGGCAAAGGGAAAGAACAGGUCGGCAAGUUCAUAGCAGGGCUACAAAACCAAGAAACCGGUACAUUUGCUGGAGAUGAAUGGGGCGAGGAAGACACUCGCUUCCUGUACGGCGCUUUCAACGCCCUGUCACUGCUCGACCUCAUGUCUCUGGUUGAUGUUGAUAAAGCCGUUUCUCACAUCACCGCUUGUGCCAACUUUGACGGCGGUUAUGGAACUGGUCCCGGUGCGGAGUCGCAUUCAGGCCAGGUCUUCACCUGUGUCGCAGCGCUUGCGAUUGUCGGGCGUCUGGAUCUUGUGAACAAAGAGAAACUCGGUCGAUGGUUGAGCGAGAGACAAGUCCCUUGCGGCGGCCUCAACGGCCGACCCGAAAAAGACGAGGACGUUUGCUAUAGCUGGUGGGUGUUGAGUAGCCUUGCUAUCAUUGAGCGCACCCACUGGAUCGAUCGCGAUGCAUUGAUCGCUUUUAUAUUGAAAUGUCAAGACACUCAGAUGGGCGGAAUUUCCGAUCGGCCUGGUAAUAUGGUUGAUGUUUGGCAUACUCAGUUCGGUCUGUGUGGUUUGAGCCUUUUGGGCUAUCCAGAUCUCGAGGCAGUCGAUCCAGUGUAUUGUAUGCCAAAGACCAUAACAAAGAGACUUCUCGGUUGA